This is a messenger RNA of Nannospalax galili (Upper Galilee mountains blind mole rat), 2297 nucleotides long. It is a transcript of the gene Lfng, whose product is annotated as LFNG O-fucosylpeptide 3-beta-N-acetylglucosaminyltransferase. Bases 70 to 1212 code for a protein of 380 amino acids. Gene Ontology annotation, cellular component: Golgi membrane. The transcript is spliced from 8 exons. The record is from RefSeq and is a predicted model, not a curated record. Gene Ontology annotation, biological process: regulation of Notch signaling pathway; pattern specification process. Gene Ontology annotation, molecular function: O-fucosylpeptide 3-beta-N-acetylglucosaminyltransferase activity. Lineage: Eukaryota; Metazoa; Chordata; Mammalia; Rodentia; Spalacidae.
UGGACCCACAACCUCUGGCGGCCCGACCAGGUGGCACAGGCCGGGCGCAGAGUACGGCCGCCGGCCACCAUGCUCCAGCGCUGCGGCCGGCGUCUCCUGCUGGCACUGGCGGGCGCACUGCUCGCUUGUCUGCUGGUGCUCACCGCCGACCCGCCCCCCGCCCAGUUGCCUGCUGAGCGCGGCCGGAGAACUCUGCGCAGCCUGGCGGGCUCUGCGGGGGCCGCCCAGGCUCCAGAGUCAAGGGCGACGGGGGUAGCGGCGCCCGGAGCUCUCACCCGUGAGGUGCACAGCCUGUCCGAAUACUUCAGCCUACUCACCCGCGCCCGCAGAGACGCUGACCCGCCGCCCGGGGGCGCCUCCAGUCCCGCUAACCGGCUCCCUCGUCCCCCCGCCGAGUUCCUGUCCCCCCACGACGUCUUCAUCGCGGUCAAGACCACCAGAAAGUUUCAUCGCGCGCGCCUCGACUUGUUGUUCGAGACCUGGAUCUCGCGCCACAAGGAGAUGACAUUCAUCUUCACCGAUGGGGAGGACGAAGUUCUGGCCAGGCUCACUGGCAAUGUGGUACUCACCAACUGCUCAGCGGCCCACAGUCGCCAGGCUCUGUCCUGCAAGAUGGCUGUGGAAUAUGACCACUUCAUUGAGUCAGGGAAGAAGUGGUUCUGCCAUGUGGACGAUGAUAAUUAUGUCAACCUGCGGGCCCUGCUGAGGCUGCUGGCCAGUUAUCCCCACACCCAAGACGUGUACAUUGGCAAGCCCAGCCUGGAUCGGCCCAUCCAGGCCACUGAGCGAAUCAGUGAGCACAAGGUGCGACCUGUCCACUUCUGGUUUGCCACCGGUGGGGCUGGCUUCUGCAUCAGCCGAGGGCUGGCCCUGAAGAUGGGCCCAUGGGCCAGUGGGGGCCAUUUCAUGAGCACAGCGGAGCGGAUCCGGCUUCCAGAUGACUGCACCAUUGGCUACAUCAUUGAAGCCUUGCUUGGUGUGCCUCUCAUCCGGAGCAGCCUCUUCCACUCACAUCUGGAGAACCUGCAGCAGGUGCCUGCCACCGAGCUCCAUGAACAGGUGACCCUGAGCUAUGGCAUGUUUGAAAACAAACGGAAUUCUGUACCUAUCAAGGGGCCCUUCUCUGUGGAGGCUGAUCCAUCCAGGUUCCGCUCUAUCCACUGCCACCUGUACCCGGACACACCCUGGUGUCCCCGCACCGCCAUCUUCUAGCAGUUGUGACUGAGAUCCUGUCCCUGGACGCCCCUGGUAUCCAAAGGGCCCAGGGACCCCUGUGUCCUAUGCCCUGGCCUUGGUGUUUGAGGCUCCUGAGGGCUGUGCCUGUGUGUGUGUGUGUGUGUGUGUGUGUGUGUGUGUGUGUGUGUGGCGUGCCCACCCAUACAGCAGACUGCUGGGCAGUCCUGCUCUUCAGGGACUGGCACAUGAGCCCUUGGCCAAUUUUUCUACACUCUGAGGGCAGUUCUGUGGUAACUGUUUGGAUCUCUGCAGUUGGGGGCCUUGGGGCUCCUUGCAGGGGUGCUGUUUUGCAGCACAGUUUCUAUACUGGAGUACCAGCACCUACCUACCUGAAUCCUUCCCUACCAGAAACCCCAGUACAGCUGAGCCAUGCCCAGCACCAGGGAAGCUAGUUUGGGGAGUCAAAUCUGAGCUCCUAUGAGUUCUGGCCUGGGCAUUGCCCAGUGCCAGGGGUCCCCAUGUAGCCCCCAGUGGCCAUCCAGGUAGUGAACAGUGCUCCCCUCCCUACCCUCCUGGGUGAGGGUGCAGUCUUCAUGGCCCCUCCUUGAGGUCCUGCCUUUGUCUCCCCAGAGUCAGGGGGAGACAGAGCUAUGAAUUUUAUCUCCUCUCCAAAGUAGAGAGAAAGUCACCCAUAGUGGGCGUGUCUGUAAAUAUUGUGACAGUAUUUUUUUUACUGUGCUGUUUUAUGAAAUGGGAGGGGGUGGGUCUAAAAGGAGAUUAAGGGGUUGUUUUCAGGGGUGGGCAGGGGGAGGGUCUUAUUUUAUCUUUUCUGUGGAUCAGAAAAAGCAGAAGCCAAACGGACUUGGCCUUUGGAAAACUGGACCCAGGACUAUCCUAAUGCUAUAUUUAUACCUUCCAGUAUCUGGAAUCCUGCUUACCCCCUCCCGUGCCCCUGCCAGCCUCCCUAGCACCCUAAGACCUGCCCCCCGCCCACUGCUGUGUUUUGUGUUCUCUUUGCAAGGACCUAGCUAGGCAAGCACACUAUAAGGGAAAAGCGCUCAGGGACUUGAGUUGUUGUUGCUAUGGUGACAUCCUUUGAAUAAAGGUGUUCUUUGCAGCAA